Drosophila mauritiana is the source of this 848-nucleotide messenger RNA. RefSeq lists its product as uncharacterized. Bases 309 to 716 code for a protein of 135 amino acids. The record is from RefSeq and is a predicted model, not a curated record. NCBI's taxonomy places the organism in Eukaryota, Metazoa, Arthropoda, Insecta, Diptera, Drosophilidae. The transcript is spliced from 3 exons.
CCGAACUGCGAGACCAGCAAAGCCAGCGAAUUCAGAUUUCGCAUUUUUAGAAAAUGUAUUCAGUGCAGGGGCGACAUUCGCAGCGGCAACGAAAGCGACAGCCAUAGCAUACCCAUCCAUCCACCUAUACACUUGCACCUUGUCACCUGGCACCUGGCACCCACACAAACGCAGAUCACCAACACAGACGCAGACACUGAAAGAAAGAGAGAGUGCGGGAGAGCGUAUUCAAGAAAGUGGUCAAGAAGGAAAGCUAAAAAGGCGGUGUGUGUGUGUGUGUGUUUGUGUGUUGUGAAUGCACGCCGGAAAUGGCCAAAUUAGUGACUUACGUCUUCAUCGUCAGCUCCCUGGUCCUCUGGUACCUGCUGCUCUUCGGCGGCAGGGGCGUCAGGGGCGUGGAGGCCACCAACGGGCAUGGGGGUCAGCUGGAGGGACGGGACUUUCAUCACCAUGGCGGCAGCCAUCACAUUCGCCGUAACAUUAAUCACUGCUGGCGCCGCUACGAUGGCUACAAUCUGCAGAACACUGUGGUCAAUAAAAAGGAGCAGCUGAAGAAGCCCUAUGGCAUCUUGUGCAACUUCAAGUGCACCUGGUUCUUCACCGUCAGCUUCCCCACUUGCGAGUUCAUCUACGAUUACAAGUUAUCCUGCGUGCUGUUCACUUCACUGCCCGACUGUACCAGCGUCCAGUGUACGCUUAUGAAUUACUUCGAUUAACUAUGUUAGUGCAUCUAUUUAAGUAUCUUUUUUUUGGAUAGCCUAAGUCUGAUUAAUACUAGAUUUUAUAUGGACAUGUAGUGCGAGUUAGAAAGAAAGUAUUAUUAAAUCAAAAGACCUAAUUUAUGAGAA